AUGUAUUUCAGUGUUUUAGACAUGAAUAACCUGAUUUCAAGCGCAUCAUCACCACGACCCGGCUGGCUUGGUCAGUUCAUGAAGCAAGUCCGCACCCAGUCCUCCUCCCCUCCAGCAUCCUCAUCCACACCUUCUGACGACAUACCAGACACUCCACCAAAACCCGCAUCCUCAACCACUUCAAGCUCAUCCUCCGUCCCCAACGAGGACAAUGACUUAUCCAACCUCCGCGCACAAAACGCCUGCCUCCAAACCCGCUGCUCCGAACUAACCACGCAAUCCCACCUCAACCAGGCUAUCCUACACCAAUGCACCUCCGACCUCUUCGUCAAAGACGCGGAGAUAAAGCGCCUCAAAGCGCACAUAUCCGCGCUCCAAUCCUCUCUCGAGGACCAAAAAGCCAGCUGCCUACGUCUCCAAGCCAUGGGCUGUUCGCCCGCGGAUCCAGCCCACGAGCUGGACUUACUCCUCCGCAUCGAGACGCUGGAAGGGGAGAACGUGGCGUUGAAAGACAAAUUGGCGGUGCAGAAAAACCGCAUGAAAAGCAGAGUCAAGGAGUAUGCGGACGAAGCCAACGACUUAUCUACGCAAUUGCGCCGCGCUGAACAAUUUGCUCGUACAUAUGCGCAGCACCUUCGUCGCAGUGAAACGACGUGCCAGUCCCUGAGCGCCGAACACGCACAUAUGGCGAGGGAAUUACAUCUCGAGCACUCGGCUAAUAAGGAGUUACAGAACGCGCUCCUCCAGCGCAGCAGUGAUGCACGCCACGUCGCCGUCCUCACCACACAGCUUGAAAAAGCGCAGGCCUGCGCGUCGGCGCGCGCAAACUUGCUUGCCACGCUCACGCAGCAGAGUGAGGAGGGGUUGAAGGUGGGAAAAAGUGAGCGCGCCAAAUACACUGACAAGAUCACGUUUCUUCAUGAAGAGAAUGAGAGGGAUCGGAGGCGCUUCGAGGCCAAACUCACAGCUAGAGAUAAGAGGAUCCGGGGGUUGGAGAUUGAGCUGCGCUCUCCUGCUGCUGCACCUCACCCUGACUCUCUGAAGGUUAGGGCGCUGCAAGAUAGGCUCGCGGGCGCGGAAUUGGCGUUGGAAGAGGACUUCGCGCGCAGGGGGAGGGGCAUGCAGGUUGAGGCUGAUGAUGCGGCGAGGGAGCGUGUGAGGGAGUUGGAGGGGGAGGUUAGGGCGCUUAAGGGGAGUUGGAGGGGGAAGAAGGGGAAGGGGGUAAGGAGGGAGGAUAGUGUUGUGAUGGGAGAUGGAGAUAGAGGGGAGGAGUACUAG
Messenger RNA from Parastagonospora nodorum SN15, 1278 nucleotides. RefSeq lists its product as hypothetical. The transcript is spliced from 2 exons. The coding region runs from base 1 to 1278 and encodes 425 amino acids. The record is from RefSeq and is a predicted model, not a curated record. NCBI's taxonomy places the organism in Eukaryota, Fungi, Ascomycota, Dothideomycetes, Pleosporales, Phaeosphaeriaceae.